UAUAUUUUAAACUCGUAGAGAUGCACCAUACCUUAAUUGUAGUUUUAGCAUUAUGUUGCCUGGGGAUUUCUAUUGCCCAAUUGCCAACAGGAGGAUCGAUGCGUUCAAGUGCAAUGAUGGCGGAAUUGAUGAAUCCCAGUACAAUGAACGCAAUCUGUGGGAAGCUCGGGAAGUUAAUCAUGUGUCAAUGUACAACUAUUGCCGAUGGAUGUGAGGAGGGUCAUAUUCCUAUGGGAAUAUGUCCUAUGCUCCCUAUGUUACCCAUGCUUCCCAAAAUCCAAUGUUGUCCGCCCAUGUAUGCCAUGAUCUGCUCAAAACAUCAACAAAGAUCAAGUUCUAACCAUACGCAUGCUGGAAAUUCUCUUUCUUCACCUGGAACUCCAAAUCAGUCACAGAGCGAAAAUCCCAUCUCCUCACCGGGAACUCCAAUUCAUGCAAAAGGUGGAAAUUCCUUUUCUUUCGCGGGAUCCCUUCGGGAGAAACAAGGCGGAAAUUCCCUUCGAUUAGCGGGGACAAAACAACCCUCAACUUUAUAAAAAAUGAACAACAGUAAGUUACUACAAGGUUCUCCAAGACUAUUUAAAAAGGAUCCAUUGGGAGACGGAAACAUUGGAAGAGACAGUUCACUGAAAUUCGUGAAUUCUAAACAUAUCUCCUAAGCGUUCUUUCGUUGACUUUGCCAAAACAGGUUACUGCAGAAAGGGAAAAGUUAUUCUGAUAAACGUUUAACAUCUAUGUAUAAUGUCAUUGCUGUGAUGUCUAUGUUUAUAUACAUCAUGUUUGUUAAUUUUGAAAAAAAAAAAAAAAUAGAUUGUACAAGUAUCAUAUGAUAAAGCUCCGUCCUGGAUAAACUUAUUAAAGAUCAAUUAUUAAUGAAAUAAUGAAUAUUAUAACUUAACCAUUUUAUCACAAGUAA
This is a messenger RNA of Saccostrea cuccullata (small rock oyster), 916 nucleotides long. RefSeq lists its product as uncharacterized. The record is from RefSeq and is a predicted model, not a curated record. NCBI's taxonomy places the organism in Eukaryota, Metazoa, Mollusca, Bivalvia, Ostreida, Ostreidae. The transcript has 2 exons. The coding region runs from base 21 to 536 and encodes 171 amino acids.